Messenger RNA from Cydia pomonella (codling moth), 3820 nucleotides. RefSeq lists its product as uncharacterized. The transcript is spliced from 26 exons. Gene Ontology annotation, cellular component: integrin complex; external side of plasma membrane. NCBI's taxonomy places the organism in Eukaryota, Metazoa, Arthropoda, Insecta, Lepidoptera, Tortricidae. Gene Ontology annotation, molecular function: integrin binding. The record is from RefSeq and is a predicted model, not a curated record. The coding region runs from base 937 to 3438 and encodes 833 amino acids. Gene Ontology annotation, biological process: cell-matrix adhesion; cell adhesion mediated by integrin; cell-cell adhesion.
CCCUACUGGAAAACAAUCGAUAAAACGGUCCUAGGUAAAAAAUUAAAAAUCGUGGUUUUUACAUUUUUGUACUAUGUACAAAUUAACGAAAAGUUCUAGUUUGUGCGAUUCGACUUGACAAUGACAAAAUAUUGGUUUUUAUUUUUAUUUCAAGCCAUAAUAUAUAAUAUAUGACUCAGACAAAUAACAUUAACAUAAAAGUAAUGUACCUAAAUAUGUGAUUUUCCUCAUAUACCUACAGUCGCCGGCGCUGCUAAUUAUAGCGCAGACACAGUUUCUGUAAGGAAGCUGGGAUUUUAUUUAAAUAAACUAUAUUUUUAAUAACUUCAGUGGUAAAAUAUAAUAGAAGCAUAACUUUGAGUCAUGCUGCUGGUUUCAAGUUUGUUUCUCCUGCUGCGGACGUCAAUAGCGGUGUUCUUCCACGAGAAAUCGUCUAUCGUCAUAGCCCCUGUUGGAGAGAGUAAUGACAUUAGCUUUGGCUACAGUUUGGGCUACCAGGGUGGGGACAAUGCAAGUCUUGGUAAUUACUGUUUCUUCUUUCCCUAAACCUGGUAAAAAAAAAACUUGCAGUGAUCGGUGCCCCCCUUUACGACGAGACUGGACGCGUAUACCAGCGAUCCGUGCAAGAUAUCUUGCAAGGAGAAACAACUUGUGAUCCACUUCAGAUCGACUUUGCAGCUUUAAAUAUCACCUAUAACCGUACUCUCAGCCCAGACCAACACUUUUACCUGGGUGCGUCCAUAGCUGCAACCGAAAAGCUUUUUGUGACGUGUGCACCAUUGCGGACCGCGUACGGCGCAUAUUUUGACGGGGCUGGGACGAAGACGAAAGACGUUUUCGGCGCGUACGGAGCCUGCUUUACAUACGAUAGAAGCCAAAAAGCACACGCGUGCCUAAACUACGGCUUGGAGCAUACGUUACAGAAGAAAAAAAACUAUGGAUGUUUACGCAUACGGCAGUUCUGGUUGGAGUGUCAUGAUAGAUCAUGACAAGAACAAAAUAAUAAUAUCAAAGUCUUUCAACACUCCUGAUCUGUCUUACAGCACUUUGGAUCUAAGUCACAAAUACAAAGCUUUGUCUUCGAACCCAUCAUUAGCACUUGAGAAAAAUGAAUUUACAAGCUUUGGAAAAGCGAUGACAUUUGGAAAUUACUUCGACAAAGAUAAAAACAAGACUUUCUACGCUUUUAGUUUGAGAUACAUGUCUGGAAAAGGAGCGAUUGCUUUCUACCAUAAUGACGGAACGUGGAAGCCAUUGCAUAGCUCAGAUUCCAUCGGCCGCCGCGCCCGUAGCAAGCCAUAUAGGCUGGAGGAUAAACAUGUGGGCAGCAUGUUCGGCUCGGCAUUGGCCAGCGCCGACGUCACUGGUGACGGCGCAGCGGAACUGUUCGUGGGUGCGCCCGCGCAAGUCUCGGAUGCGCGCAGCGCGGAUCGGGGCGCGGUGCACGUCUAUACUAAAUCAAAAUCGGAUAAGCGAGAAAUGGAGCUGAAGCUGGUAAUUUGGGGGGUAAAGGAUAACGCUCGCUUCGGAACUACGUUGUCCACCAACGAUGUGGAUGGAGAUUCCUAUCCUGAAAUAUUUGUUAGCGCUCCAUUCGAAAACUCAGGUGUUGGAGCAUUGUACAUCCUCUGCGGGCACGAAAUAAAAAAGGUGAAAGAACCAAAGAUUCUAGUCUCUGAACUGAAAAGAACGCAAAUAAUUAAAAAAGAAACUCUUAAAAUCUUUGGAUUUAGUCUUCAACCAGUGAGCGACUUUAAUGAUAAUGGUAGUGAUGAACUAGGCGUGGGGGCUCCGGGCAAUUCUAGAGUAACAUUGUUUUCGGGAAUCCGAGCUAUCACGGUGAAUGUAACUUCGAAGAUCUCUGAUUCAGUGUUGGAUCCCGUAUCUGGGUUUUCUACUCUCAUCUUCUCCUCGUGCAUAACUGUGGAUUUGCCAGUAAAACCGAGGAUAAUUACUACAAAGUUGUUGGUAAAGAAUGUGAUAAGCGGGAAUGGGGCAUUUAAUCACAGCGGCGAAGCCACCUACAAAAUCGAUUUAGCGUCAAAAGAACACAGUAUAGAAGUCGGUAGCCUCAGAGAAUAUUGUAGGAAUAUCACUAUUGUUGAUGCAUCUUUCUGCAUUGUCAACACAACGGUAUCAACCAUGGAACGUAUUGAAGAUCACGAAGAAUUUAAUAAAACUUGGGUGACACUGAGCGCAAUGAGCGAGUUGACAAGAUCAAACCGCUUCGAGUGCGUUUGUCCAAAACCGGGUUGCGCGCCCGAGCUCAACGCAGAACUGCGAUGGUCUGGGAGCUAUUAUCCCAACGAAGAAACCGACUACCUCAUCGGAUCGUCCAAGUUCGAGACGGUGAAAGUAGCGGUCCACAACACUGGCACUAAGGGCUGCAGAAGCUGUACUGUAAUACGCGUGUGCGGUGAUUUGGAUCAUCAGCUGCAAUGCCAACGCGAGCGCAACGGUGUUCGCUACAUGUGCCCUUUGGAGAGCUUCAUGGGAAAUACUACCAAAACAAUCGAGAUUCAGUUAGUGAUGGACACAUUAAAUAAUCAGGAAAUCAAUUUUACUGUGGACGUGGAGGUCCGAGAUGAUUGUGAGGAGCCGGGGCCAAAGACUUCUCUGACAGUUCCCUACAACUUCACCAAAGUGUUCAACAAUGUCAUCGUUAAUGGAACUUCUAUGAACCGUGAAAUAGCAGACACAGAAAUUCAGGAUGAAAGUGAAGAAAUAAUCUUCCACGAACAAACUUAUACAAUCUUUAACAACCAGUCUUUUAUGUGGAAAAAUAUAUUGGUAAAUGUCACUGCGAAUAACAAACCAUACAUCCAGAACUUCAGGGUCGCCAUAAAGCAAACUGAAAUGAUUGCUGAAUAUAACGGCACAGAGGACUUUUUGUGGGGAUUCGUUAUCAGUUUAGCCCCAUACUCCAUAACUAAAAUUUCCAUUUCUACUAAUAUUUUGAAAAAGGAACUUGCACAAUAUGUUCAAAAAGGGAACAUUACUCUACCAUCUGAACUUGUCCUCGAACUACUCGCACAUAAGACUAAGAUUAGAAAUUUAACGUCAGUGCUGACAUUCAAGACAGAGAAGACAUUCUGGCAUAACAAACCUCUCAUCAUCAUGAUCUCCCUUCUUGCGGCGUUUCUGGCCCUGGUUAUCAUCACCGUAAUACUUUACAAGCUUAAUUUCUUCAGAAGGAAAAACAAAGAAAAACUUAAGCAAGAAAUAAGAAGGCGUAGUAUUCGACGAGAAAGUAGUCGACGCCAUGCACCGCCGGAUGCUGAUGGAACUCGAGCUCAACCCACUGAUACAGUGGACUUAUCGUUAGUGAAAGAAGAAUCUUGUGACCCUACCAACACGAGACAAGACAGGACAAGUUGCGAAUCUACCCUCGACGCAGCGCCGAGCGACAAUGCGACGUCGGGUGCACUUACGCAGUGAUAGAUAAUUAAUAUGUAAUAUACUAUUUAAUAGUUAUUAACUAAAUUAAUGUAUAAAAGAUACAUUUAAAUAUAUCUAAUUAUAUUUACGUUCAACGACCGGUUUGGCCUAGUGGGUAGUGACCCUGCCUAUGAAGCUGAUGGUCCCGGGUUCAAAUCCUGGUAAGGGCAUUUAUUUGUGUGAUGAGCAUGAAUAUUUGUUCCUGAGUCAUGGGUGUUUUCUAUGUAUUUAAGUAUUUAUAUAUUAUAUAUAUCGUUGUCUAAGUACCCACAACACAAGCCUUAUUGAGCUUACUGUGGGACUUAGUCAAUUUGUGUAAUAAUGUCCUAUAAUAUUUAUUUAUUUAUAUUAAACGACUUAUUAAAGGAAUAAAUAAUGUAAA